Molecule: messenger RNA, 618 nt
Organism: Alternaria alternata
Lineage: Eukaryota; Fungi; Ascomycota; Dothideomycetes; Pleosporales; Pleosporaceae
Exons: 2
Molecular function (GO): methyltransferase activity
Source: RefSeq, a predicted model, not a curated record
AUGUCUGCCAUACCAUUCCUUUCUGAAUCUUUGAACACAGACCCCGGAGAGGGUGUCGCGGCCGAUACUAUCCUUGAAGCUCUCGAAUCUCUUGCCUCUGGCAACAUCCCAGCUCCCCUUCGUGACGAUGAGGAAAAGCGGCUCCGAUUCUUGGAGGCUGCCAGAAUGGCCUCUCUUAAGCUCGAGCAGCCGUGGGACACCAUGCAGCGAUUGAUCUUCUGUGCACUACCGCCCAACAUGGUGCAAGUUGGUAUUGAUCUUGGGCUGUGGAGGCUACUCACUAAGCGAGAGGGUGCAGUGAUGAGUGUGAGUGAGAUGGCUGUGGAGUUGGGUGCGGAAAAAGCACUGCUAGUGCGAGUGUUGCGGUGGGCUGCGACGCAAUGGAUGGUGGAGCAGGUCGGCGUCGAGACGUACCGCGCAACAAACAUUACGCGAUAUCUUUCCAUGUCAGGGCUAGAGUCUGUCAUAUUCCAUGUAACAGAAAGGAAUAUUGCACUUUACAACGCGAUACCAAAGUGGCUAGCCGACAAUUCCUACAAGCAACCGCAAGACAAUAAGAACCUUCCAUUCAACUUAAGUAAAAACACCGACCUACACUUUUUUGAAUGGUUGUCGCAG